AUGGCCUUGAAUCAGAUCUUUACGGGCGGUAUCGGCCUCGCCGCCGAAGCGAUAAAACACCAAAAGAACAAGAAAGCUGCAAAAAAUGCAUCCGCAGGCGACUCGAUAUCAGUAUUUGGGACAAUUAGUCCCUCCAAUUCCCGGCAGACGAAUGCUGGGAACGAGGAGAUGUAUCAAGAAGCCAACAGAAUCUCACUAAGAUGCACCAAGUCGACCGACAAGCUUCACAAGGAUCUUGACUGUUUGGAGAAGAGACCAUCAGUAGAAUCAGGUCCAUCCCGCGCUGUUAUACCAAAAGGCGUGGGUAAAGAUCCUGCACGUAUUUCCGCUCUGGUCGAGGCAUUCCUCGCAGUCCAUCGACCACUCGUACGCCAGACGCCAGCCCUUUUGCCAUUCGCCGUCAUAAUUCCACAGCGACGGCCUGAAUCAAGACAGAGAGGAUUCGUGCCUGCAUAUGCACCUUGUCUUGCGCCUUGUGGCAUCAGUGAAGACGCGUUCAUGCAGUUUCACGAAUUCUAUAACGAGUCCCUACGCUACUCGAAUGCCAUCAAAGUUGUUACUGUUGCAGCUGGAGCGGCAGGUCUGGUUCCCAGUAUCACGGCCACCGUCGUCUCCCUGACGAUUGGGGCGGCUGCGCAAACUGCAGCCUCAUUGCAAAGCCGCCAGCGCACGAAUGAUUUCUUAUCACAAAUGAACUUGGAGUACUUUAUGCCUAUGGGACUUGUCUGCCUCGUUAUGAGGUAUACAGCUCCUGAUCAUUACAGUGAAACUACAAAUAUUUACCAAGCCCAUUCCCAAGCAACAAACCAAUCGCGCUGGAACUUCAGUGUCGACCACGGCCAAAUGGGAGAUGCAUCAAUGCCGCUCGCGGCUCCUCUAAUUUUCCCAAAAGCCAGCUCAGUACAAGAUCCAGACAAAUCAACCAAGUUCGAGCGGGCAAAGCAGUUUAUCCAGGACUACGGAGACCGAAGGGCACAGGCCGAAUUUGCGAUGAACCACCCGGACUCACAGCUAACCAAGGCUGUAGCAAGCCAGGUCAAAUUUCAAAGCUUUUUGGGAGAUCCAAGGAAUUUCUCCAGCGUCUCUAGGAAUUCACUGCAAGAAAUGGCUCAUGACAGGUUGACAGGUCAGGGAACCAGAUUCCCCGCUCCUCAGCGUGAUAUGAGAGUGAGAAGCAGAGUUCAAAUGGUCCAUAACGAAGAAGAGCGAAUUAAAAUUGCUGGCCUUGAUACCCCCGAUCCGCAGUCGAGGGACAGGGUUGAUUCCACCAAGGAUGUACUCUACAUGAUGAUUGUCCCUCUUCCUUCCCAGGAACAAAUCAAUUCUGCAUAUGAUGAGCCGCCAACAUACUGGGAAACUGAGGAGGUGAGAUGGUGA
Messenger RNA from Clonostachys solani, 1377 nucleotides. Lineage: Eukaryota; Fungi; Ascomycota; Sordariomycetes; Hypocreales; Bionectriaceae. The record is from the annotation of a GenBank genome assembly.